Mytilus trossulus (common blue mussel) is the source of this 3606-nucleotide messenger RNA. RefSeq names its product acetylcholine receptor subunit alpha-type unc-38-like. Lineage: Eukaryota; Metazoa; Mollusca; Bivalvia; Mytilida; Mytilidae. The record is from RefSeq and is a predicted model, not a curated record. The transcript is spliced from 6 exons. The coding region runs from base 179 to 1453 and encodes 424 amino acids. Gene Ontology annotation, biological process: regulation of membrane potential; signal transduction; monoatomic ion transmembrane transport. Gene Ontology annotation, cellular component: synapse; plasma membrane; neuron projection. Gene Ontology annotation, molecular function: transmitter-gated monoatomic ion channel activity involved in regulation of postsynaptic membrane potential; transmembrane signaling receptor activity; excitatory extracellular ligand-gated monoatomic ion channel activity.
UUAACAUCCGUCGUCGUUAAAACAAAAAUGUAGAUGGGUAAUAUGCCGAUAACAGAGAUCAGCGUUAGAAAUUACAGUGACUUCCGAUAAAAUAAAUUACUAAAUUAUAAAUCGAAAUAUGAAUAUACUGAGAAACAAAUAACUUUUCUUACUGCUUGCUUAACAUCUUAAUUGGAAAAUGGUAUCUACAGGAAUCUCCGUAAGAAGAGGAAUUAUGUUUGUUCUAAUUUGUAUAGAUUUAUUGAAACAUUCGACAUCUUACACUGUGAACGACGCAAAUGAAAUUCACAAGUUCUUAUUCAAUCAGACUGAUAAUGGUUACAAUAAACUGGUCCUACCUAACUACCCUGUAAAUGUACAGGUAGAGUACACAUUAUUGGCUCUCAAUUCGUUGGACAUAAAGGAACAAGUAUUUGGGACAUCAGGAUGGUUUGCCGUGGAAUGGAUUGACCGCCGACUAUCAUGGACAAAUUCAUCCUUUGGAUAUAUUGACUAUAUAUAUGUACCCGAGGACCAAGUAUGGCACCCUAAAUUGAUUGUGCAGAAUUCUAUUGUGGAAUUACAGAAAAGUCUUGGUGCCGAACAAACAGUCCGAAUAAAAUAUGAUGGAGAAGUACUAUGGGAACCAUCAGCUGUUUUGUCCACGGCGUGUGACAUGAAUGUCAAGUACUUUCCAUAUGACAGUCAAAGUUGCACCAUAGAAUUAGCUAGUUGGGGUUUCCCUACAGACGCUGUCAACUUAGAGUUCCUCGAAACUGGAAUAAAUACAUCUAAAUACAACGAAGAUGGAGAAUGGGACCUAAUAUCAACCUACUCCAAAAAUAAAACUAUAAUUGAUGGGAAACUUAAGUUUUCAGAACUGUUGUUUGAAAUGGAGUUUAAACGAUAUUAUAGCCAUUACCUAAUGAGUGUUAUUUUCCCGACCAUUUUAACUGCCAUAUUAACAUUCGUCACAUUUUUUCUGCCGCUUGAAUCUGGAGACAAGAUUGGAUAUAUUCUGACAGUAUUACUUGCUUUGGCUGUUUUAUUGACGUUAUUUUCAGACAGUAUGCCUACAACAUCAAAACAUACAUCUGUCCUAGUGGUAUUUCUAACAGUAACAUUAGGAAUGGCCGCUCUUGUGGUUAUCUUUACGAUAUUUAUCAUAAGACUUUUCCAUCAACCAGAACACGAGAAGGCACCAAAAUGGAUGCAUUCAUUGGCGAGGAAAUUCUUGCAGUUAAAGUGCAGAUCCGGGAGAAUAAAUCAGCUUGAUCAUCUUUAUCAAAGUCAGAUUUCUGAAAAUGAUAAACCAAAAGAUGGAAGAGUCUGUUUGGAGAGUAGUGAGCCAUUUGCACCGUACAGCAACAAGGAGUUAGCAGAGUUUUUUGAUUAUUUCCUGUUUGGUGUUUUCACAGUUUUAUAUAUUUUGGUUCUUUUGUGUUUUCCAAUAGUUCUGAGUACCUCAACAUAAUGCAAACAUGACAUGAAUAUAAAUUACAUGUAUGUUUACAUUAUGUUAUUAUAUAAGGUUGCACUUUGUAAAUAAAGCUGUUUCUCAAGCCACACCUCUUUUUGGGGAGAUCUAGAAUAUUCAUAGAAAAUUAAUUUUGUUUACAUACUGGUUCCCAGUUAUGCUCUUUAUGAGACAUAACUUGGAAAUAUUACCAAUAAAUAUGCAUGUGCAUAUUGUUAACAUUUAAAUCUUUGGUAACUCUUCAUUCGAGGUAGGGGUAGUUAAGAAAAAUUGUGUUAGUUUAAAUCUGAAAUGUGCACGGCAUAUAAACAUUGAUAAUAUGCUGCACAGCCCUAUAGUUUGACCUUUGAAAAACAUUGUAGUGCAUAUGAACUUUCAAUUCUAGUAUAAAAAAAAAUUCAAAACUUCUUAGUAAAAGUGGUACAGUUUUAGCCGUAAAAGGAGUUCCUAUGGGAAAUUGCAUUGUCAAUAUUUACAGAAAUGCAAUCUAUAAUUCGUAUCGUAAAACAAUUUCCUGUUUUUGACAUGUAUAAUUCAAGAUAAUAAUUAUCAAUUAUUGCAUUUCAUACCAUUGGACAAAUCAAUUUUACUCAUGUUGUUUCCUUGACUGGAAUCUGUUUCACUAACUGUCGUUUGUUGAUGUAGUUCACAAGCGUUUUUCUUUUCUCCUUUUUUAUAUAGAUUAGACCAUUUGUUUUGCUAUUUCAAUUGUUUUACACUUCUAAUUUUGGGACCCUUUAAUAGCUUGCUGUUUGGUGUGAGACAAGGGUCCAUAUCCAUAAGUCGAAAUUUGACCUUUGAUAAUUACAUUAAUUUUACACAUUGUUACUUGGAUGGAGAGUUUUCUCUUUUGGCACUCAUACCCCAUUUAAUUGAUCUUAUUCACAACAAAAAAAUCAUUUUCGUGGUAGUCUAAGGCAUGAAGAGUCUUCGUUGCGCUUUUGUCUCUUUACUUUUGUCAGCUAUCCUUUAGGAUAUUUGAUGUUGGCAACAAUUAUCCAACAUGUCGAAUACUCAUGUGUAGGUAUUUAUCGCUCCAUUAGUUUUAACAGUAUCAUUAACGUAUAUCAAAAUGAUCCAAAUUGUUUUGGUUUUUUACUUUUAAAAAUUGCUGUUUGUAUACUAGUAGAUGUAUUUGUUGUCAACAAUGAGUUCAGCGCCGUUGCUAUGAUGUAGAAAAGCAAUUUCUAUAAAGUACAUUGUACUUGAUAAUGUUUUGAAACAUUUAUAUAAUGAGCCUGUAACUUAAUGGUUUGCGAUGAUUCGUGUUUGUGAAACUUAAUAUACUUGAUAUUGUUAAUUAUCUUACCUCUUGUAGAUUUAUAGAGAAAUAAUUGGUUAAAGGACUCAAUGUGGUGACUAUGCAUAUUUGAUAUAGAGUGUUCUAAAAAAUAUAGGGGUAGCAACCAUACAUGGGUAGUUACCAUAUCAAAGGAUUCAACAGACGAAGUAAUUAGUACAUGUAAUGAACGAUUGAAAUUAAUUCAUAAAAAAAAUUUAAAGCUAAAAAGUUGCUAUUAUUGGCAUUUGUUUUUCUGUAUAGACAAAUGGAAGUAGGACCCUAAUACUAAAUUUUGAAGACUUGACAGGCCGCUGGUAAAAUAUCACAUGUGAAGACAGUCGGUAAGUGCUUCGCGCUCACCCCAUAUGAAGUUUACUGACCUUAUAUAUCGUGUUUGGUCACUAACACACCAUCUUACUAAUAAUAUAAGGACAUUUAUUUUCUCAUAUUAGCUCAUUUAUAUAUAUGUGAUAUUUGGUUUCGAUCAUUAUUGAUUACUGUAGGAAGACCUAUAAUAAUGGCUUACAUCCCAAUCAUUUAAAUAUCUCAUUUGGAAUCAUCUCAUCCCUGAAAUUAUAUUACUUAAAAAUUAAACAUAUUCAUUAACGCCCAGCCCUUCUUAUAUAAGAAUCUAUAUAUUAGACGAUAUAAGGCAUGUAUACAUUGUAAACAUUUUGGAAUUUUCUUGUGUAAACGUUUAUUGUUCCAACAAUUACCGCAGCCAUCCAUACUCACAUUUGUUUGAUGUCAGUACCUUUAUGACAAUGUGUUAUUUAUUGUGUUUUACGUACUUUUAACAAGAUUGAUAUUAAACUCUUUUUAAUUUGUUCUAAAUUUCAGUGUAGAUAUUAUGUUAAGAUUUGCUACA